Molecule: messenger RNA, 936 nt
Organism: Rotaria sp. Silwood2
Lineage: Eukaryota; Metazoa; Rotifera; Eurotatoria; Philodinida; Philodinidae
Source: the annotation of a GenBank genome assembly
CGUAAAGGUAUGGAUUAUAUUGAAGAUGUUCAAGAAGAUAUUCCAACAUUAAACCAACAUGAAGUAUUAAUUAAAAUUCAUGCUUUUUCACUUAAUUAUCGUGAUUUACUUAUUAUUAAUAAUAAAUAUCCAUUUUCAUUAAAAGACAAUAUUGUUCCAUAUAGUGAUGGUGCUGGUGAAAUAGUUGAAGUUGGUGAUCAAGUUAUUGGAUUUAAAAAAGGUGAUCGUGUUAUAUCAAAUUUUGAUCCAACUCAUUUAUAUGGUCCAAGUCAAAGUUGUUUAAUUAAAAUUCCUGAUCAUUUAUCAUAUGAACAAGCUGCUUCACUUGUAUGUACAGGUACAACAACAUGGAAUGCAUUACAUGGAAAUAAUAGACUUUUACCUGGUCAAACUGUUUUAUUACAAGGUACUGGUGGUGUUUCAUUAACUGGUUUAAUGUUAGCUAAAGCUGGUGGUUGUACAACAAUAAUAACAUCAUCUGAUGAUGAAAAAUUAAAACAAGUUAAAGAUAAAUAUGGUGCUGAUUAUACAAUUAAUUAUAAAAAACAGCCAAAUUGGGAUGAAGAAGUAUUAAAAAUAACAAAUGGAGAAGGUGUUGAUAUUAUUCUUGAAAAUGGUGGAGCUGCAACUAUUGGAAAAUCGUUAAAUUCAAUUAAAAUGGGUGGAAUUAUUGCUUGUAUUGGAUUUUUAGGUGCUGCUCUUAAACCAGAAAAUCCUGAUGUUGCUUUAUUAGCAUUAGGAAAAAGUUGUAUUGUUCGAGGAAUUAUUAUUGGUUCACGUGAACAAACCGAACAAUUAAUGAAUUUAGUUGAUCAAAAGAAAUUAGAACCACCUGUUCAUAAAGUUUUUAAUUUUGAUCCAACAUCAGUUAAAGAAGCUUAUCGAUAUUUAGAAAGUCAAACUCAUAUGGGAAAAAUUUGUAUUAAAAUUGAUUAA